Messenger RNA from Anneissia japonica, 1682 nucleotides. RefSeq lists its product as uncharacterized. Bases 120 to 521 code for a protein of 133 amino acids. The transcript has 4 exons. The record is from RefSeq and is a predicted model, not a curated record. Lineage: Eukaryota; Metazoa; Echinodermata; Crinoidea; Comatulida; Comatulidae.
UCAUUUUGUGGUUAUUCUAAUGAGUAACAAUUUAGUUAAAACGACUGAUACUACCACCAGCGCAAAGUAAUAAUAACUUAACUUCCUCUAAAUCGACGUAACGUACAUCAAACAGAAAGAUGGUGAAGCCCACUACAGUUUCCAAUGAGGGUAAGGACCCAAUUGAUAAAACUAAAGAGGAACUGAAGGCAAACGAUGGAUCAGUAGUUGUGGUAACAGCUAUUACUCCAACAAAGCCGAAACCCUCAAAAGUACGAUGCAAACUAUGUGUCGUGGUCAGUGUUGCGGUCGUGCUCCUUAUCGUCCUCGGCUUGUUCGCUUUAAAAGGAUGCUCGGAAAGGCGACACCACGAUGAGGACGAUAAAAAACACGAUAUGGUGUUCGAGUUGGAUGCUGAAUGGCAUAGGGACAAUGAUGGUAAUGAACGCUACCCAGAUGGGGAUGGAAAACAUGGGGAUAAAGAUGGCCGUCGUUGGAUUGACUGGGCACGUGACCACGAUCUCCACGAUCUCCACGAUUAAACGAUAUUUCAUUAUGAUUUUCCCGCAAGAUGUAAAAUGAAGCGAAUGUAGCGUGUAUUACAGAAGAUUUGAUUCAAUUGAAUUUUAUAAGAUUUAUAAUAUAUAGGCCUAUAUAUAUAUAGGCCUAUAUAUAUAUACCGUACAUAUAUAUAUACAUAUAUAUAUGUAUAUAUAAUGGGUUUUAUAUUAAAUAGGUUUAUUCUCGCUUUUUACAUAAUACCUUUCCAUCCGUCAUACCAUUAUAUAUUAGUUACUAUAUCAGAUUGUUAUUUCAUACACUUAUAUUUAUUCCUGAUAUCUGACUGUAUAGUAUAAGACCACAAAUAUAUGUGCGUGCGGGUUCUCGGGUGCUAAUAAUCUUAAUGGAAUAUUUUCAUAUGAUAUUAUAGUAAAUUCAAAUAAAAUACUAUAGUAACACAUAGUAGAGAUAUAUAUUAACAGAGGCGGUGAGAGGAAACCUUUUCAAUUCCGUGUAUACAAUAUCGUGGUAUUUGAGUAAUUAUAUAUUUUAUUUCUAUCAACCUAUUCCUGCAUUUGUAUCUUCAAUUUAUUUCAUAGUUCACGUAUGAUUUAUACCAAGAGACAUUAUUAAGUGAAAUCAUUACAAAGUAGCAAAGAGUACCGUAUAGAACUGCAAGAGGCCCGACUCUCGGGGUUUCGUUCGAACGUAAUCUUAUUUUCAAAAACUUCCACGAACUAAUUGGGCGUCCUUCAAAAGGCGAGUUUCGAAUUUUGAUAGGGCGCCCCCUAUCUCGUGUAGUACUUUUUUUAACAUUUCAUUUCAGGACAAUCGGACUUCUUGCAAUUUAUUCUAUACUUUUUGAUAGUAGACUAUAGUAGGCAUUUUUUCAGAUUAUUAAAAAUGAUGCAAAGAUUGAAGUUUUCCACUAAAAAUCGAAAAAAAAAACACCUAAUGUAAUUAUAUCAACAUUUUGCUAUCGUCAAAUAUACAUAUUAAAUUUAUCAGAAACCCUCCCUGAAAACCAUCUUUUCAAAGUAUAACUUCAUUCAUAUUUUUUUAGGCCAAUAUCAAAUUGAACUGGUGUAUAAUACUGCGUAUUUUGUCAUGAAUCGUGUACAUGUAAGCCUUUAACAAGGCCUACAUAGCAAGAAUGAUAAAGUAUCUAUAUUUUGUAAUAAAGAAUUUGAAGAAAGAACGCA